Phragmites australis (common reed) is the source of this 1933-nucleotide messenger RNA. RefSeq lists its product as uncharacterized. The transcript is spliced from 8 exons. Gene Ontology annotation, cellular component: Las1 complex; preribosome, large subunit precursor. Gene Ontology annotation, biological process: maturation of 5.8S rRNA; maturation of LSU-rRNA. The coding region runs from base 8 to 1762 and encodes 584 amino acids. Gene Ontology annotation, molecular function: endonuclease activity. Lineage: Eukaryota; Viridiplantae; Streptophyta; Magnoliopsida; Poales; Poaceae. The record is from RefSeq and is a predicted model, not a curated record.
GGCUCCUAUGGCGGCGGCGGAGCCGGAAGCGACCGGCCUCUAUGGAGGCGCCGGCGGCCUGUCCACAGGUCGGAAGCUGGCGCCUUGGUCGAGCUGGGCAGAGUGGCGAUUCGUGCGCGACGGCCUCUUCUCCCCCUACCCCGCCGCCGCUCAUCGCAGGAUUGCAGCGUGGCGGAGCAGGGGCUCCCUACCGAUACCCGUGGACGUCACCGCUGCCUUCGUUGAGAUCCGGCUGCGGGAUCCCUUCUUCAGGAGCGGAUUGGCUGGGGAUGACGCGCUGGAGUCCGAGGAGAUUCUUGCGAUGCUGUAUAGUAUGGCAAUAAUGAGGCUCGUAAAUGGUUUCGUGGAGAAUCCACACAAGAAAACUGGCCGUUCAAUAUCUGAACUAGCCGAGGCCGUUGGAAUACCACGAGUUCUGGUCGACAUUCGUCAUGAGAGUUCCCAUCGCAAUCUUCCAUCUCUGCGACUGUUACGCUUGGCAAGCAUUAAGGCAUUUGAUUGGUUGAAGUGCAUCUACUGGGAUCGCCAGACCAAUGCAAUUCCUGAUGCUCAAGUAGAACUGAGGUUGAGACUGCAUGAGAUUGCUCGCUUUCUGAAGGGGAAUGAUUCAAAAGAAUCAAAAUCAGGUUCCAAAAGGAAACGUUCUGAGAAACUGAUUUCCAAAACCAUGAAGUAUACUCGACGACUAUACUAUGCUUGUCCCUCUGAGGUUGUCUCUGUUCUGUUGGAUCUUUUGCAACUAGAUGCUCCUGAGUCCUUUGAAAGCAGUGACAUGCAACAAACUGAUAGUUUGGCUGUUAACCACUCAUCCGAUGAUCAAAUAUUGAAUAGCGAUAUGAAAACUAUCAUAAUGAAACUGUCAGAGAAAGAACCAAGAUUGCUGCUUGGCAUACUAAAGUCAGUAAUUGAAGUUAUCGAGACCAAGGAAGAACUCACAAACAAAGGUGAAUCGUAUGAGCCAUCUAAAGUGAAAAGAUUAUGCUCCUUGGUUCUAUGGCUUGUCAAAAAUAUAAAAGAACUGAAAGGUUCAGGCUACAUUGGACUUGUCCACGAGAUAGGAGUAUUGUCUUCAGACAAGAAUGCAGUCCCUCGUUUUUGCCUUGCAAAGCUUCUGCAGAAGUUACUGAAUUUAUCCACUAUAGGUGAAAGAUGUAUCAUAGAUGCAGCACUGCUGUUGAUUGAGAUGGUCAACAAUAAUAAUGUGAAGGAGAAAUUGAGGAAGCUUCCUGUGUUAUCUCUUGAAAGCUUGGCUAAAGUUUCUUCCCUCCCUGAAUCAAGAACCAUAUGCAACGAACAAGAAUCUGUUGAAAAGGUAACAGGGACCCUGGAAAUGUUCAAGUUGCAGUUGAAGAGGCAGAAGAAUGCAUGUUUAGCGGAAAAUAGCGCUGAAGGAUCGUUCAACACAAGCACAGCAGAUAAAUAUAACAGAUGGUCUAUAACAAGGUCAUGGACCCCCUGUCCAAUAGGAAUGGUACCCUGUUCAUUUAGUUCAACUGCUGUUCUUCCUGCCUUUGAUGUCGUCAAUCAUGCACUGGAGGAUGCCACAUUAGGACAGCAUGGACAUUUUGAGGAGGAUCAUUCGGAAAGGUUUGACUCUCACCCUGAGGAGUUGGAAGAUGAAAGCAUUCUGGAAAUAUCAAGAUCAUCACUGGAAGAUGAGAUUUCAGAUAUGACAGAAUUGACCUUUCCUUUGAAGGGUAGAUUAAUGGUUGGUGGUGUGUGGAAAAAGGUGACCCAAGAGGAGUUGCUCUUUAUAAAAUGAAAGAUAAUUUUUGUUGUUGUAAUCAUCUAGUUCGAUUUUCCCCUCAAUAGUCGAUGGUUUUGAGGCUGUAAACAAGCAAGUGAUAGUGUUGUGUUGUUUUUUUCAUUUUUUCCCCAAAAAGAUAGCAUUGUAUUGGAGUUGAGAAAUCAAUGCCCUUUUAAGUUUUGCUCA